UACACGGCAGCAAACAUGGGAAAACAUGACCCGUCUCAGCAGAGCAGUGUCCUGGAUGCUGUUGCUGAUGCUGCAACAUCUUCAGCCUCACCACCAAAGGCUGAAAAAACUAAAAAAACAAAGAGGACAUGGAAAAAUCGCCUCUGGAGUCUCUUUCAGAAGGACUGUGAUUCUGUUGCAGAGGCCAGUGAGACCACUGCACCGCAGUCAAAGAAACGGUCCAACUGGCAUUUUAAAUUCUGGAAGAAAAACAAUCGGGUCAGUCCAGCAUUUGAGUCUGAGUCCGAGUCCGAAUCAGAGCCCGAGCCAGAGUCCGAGCCCAAGUCUGAGUCAGAGACAAAACAAUCAGACCCAGGAAAUGCAGCAGAUGAAACAUUUGAGUCCGAGUCCGAGUCCGAAUCAGAGCCCGAGCCAGAGUCCGAGCCCGAGCCCAAGUCUGAGUCAGAGACAAAACAAUCAGACCCAGGAAAUGCAGCAGAUGAAACAUUUGAGUCCGAGUCCGAGUCCGACUCCGACUCCAAGUCCGAAUCCGAGUCUGAGUCUGAGUCUGAGCCCGAGUCUGAGUCUGAGCCCGAGUCCGAGUCUGAGCCCGAGUCUGAGUCUGAGUCCGAGUCUGAGCCCGAGUCUGAGACGAACCAAUCAGACCCAGGAAAUGCAGCAGAUGAAACUAGCUCCAGUUUAAACGUGACCUCCAAUGAAGAUGGUGCACCUACAAAAGCAGAAACACUGCCUAAACUGCAGGACCAACACCAGCACCCUGCAACAUCCCCCCUGUUUACAUCCUCUUUUUUGGAAGGUGGAAAAAGGAUAUGCAUCAAGAUCAACUCUAACGACCCUUUUGGGUUUCCAAAUAUCGGAAACAGUUGCUACAUGAACUCCUGCCUGCAGAGCCUCCUCAGCAUACAGGAUUUCAUUGGUGAUAUCAGCUGCCAGGAGGAUUUGUGGAGUUCAGUUCCUGAGGCUCAGCUCUUAAGGCGACUCAUUGACAUCAGGGACUGCCGUGAGUCGACAGAUUAUGGCGUUAAAAACAGCCGCCUCUGGUCCUUUAAGCGUGCAUUCGCCACCUAUGCUUUAGACUACGGAGACAGUCGACAGAAAGAUGCUCAUGAGUUUUUAAUGUUGCUGGUGAAUCAUAUCCAAAUGAUGUCCCCUCACCUGCAGCAGCAUGCAGCUGUCUUGGGCCAAAGCUACACCUGCCCAGUGGAAGGCAACUUCUUUUUCCAAAUGGAAAACACGAGGACAUGCAAGAGUUGUGGAGUCCAGUCAUCACACAAGGAGGACUUCACGGGUUUAUCGUUAGACCUCGUUCCAGAAGGCUCCAUCAUGGGCAUGUUAGAGGUAUACCUGAAGGAAAAAGAGUUAGAGUUUAGAUGUGAAUGCGGAGGGAUGAUAUCGGGAAUGGAGUCAUCCUUCGAUAGCCUGCCAAGAGUUCUCAUCUUGCAUCUCAAGAGGUUUUGCAUUACUCCAUCUUACAAUCUGGAGAAGCUGCAUAACCCCAUCUGGCUGCAGAGGGACCUGAUAGUUUCAUCUAAAGAGGGUGGUGCGUGCUUUAGUCUGGUUAGCGUCAUAAACCAUUAUGGAAGCACAGAAAUGGGGCACUACACCUGCAAUUCAGUCCAUCCCGAAGACAGGCCAGAAAGUACAAGAGACUGUUGGCUCACUUUUAAUGAUGCACAAGUCUCUGAAACAACUGGAUUUGACGUCUGUGAGCAACAGCAGCGUUUGGCCUACAUCUUGUUUUACAAGAGAAUUGUAAGGAAGCAGUGACAUCACAUCCUGAACUGAGAGAAUUUUAAAAUAUGUUGGCACCUUGUUAAACACAUGUAUUUUGUCUUCAU
This is a messenger RNA of Archocentrus centrarchus (flier cichlid), 1838 nucleotides long. Its product is annotated as ubiquitin carboxyl-terminal hydrolase 37-like. NCBI's taxonomy places the organism in Eukaryota, Metazoa, Chordata, Actinopteri, Cichliformes, Cichlidae. The transcript is spliced from 14 exons. The record is from RefSeq and is a predicted model, not a curated record. Gene Ontology annotation, cellular component: nucleus; cytosol. Gene Ontology annotation, biological process: G1/S transition of mitotic cell cycle; protein deubiquitination. Bases 16 to 1767 code for a protein of 583 amino acids. Gene Ontology annotation, molecular function: cysteine-type deubiquitinase activity.